AUGACAAGCAAAUCUGACGGAAUGCAGAUCAAUGACAAUUACGCAGACCAGAAGACGGCAACUCUGGUAGACGUGGUGGUAGCACCUUGCAGAUUUGACGAGCAGCCGGGAUACAAUCAAGCUGGUAUUUGGUUGAAAGCUUUGUCGAGGGGCCGAGAAUUUGCUGCCACGAGAUGGAAGUCUGGGUUGACUGGAGGCGAUCUUUCUUUUAAGGAGGAUUGGAAAAUUGAUCACGAUUUGUAA
This is a messenger RNA of Penicillium oxalicum, 243 nucleotides long. RefSeq lists its product as uncharacterized. The transcript has a single exon. Lineage: Eukaryota; Fungi; Ascomycota; Eurotiomycetes; Eurotiales; Aspergillaceae. The coding region runs from base 1 to 243 and encodes 80 amino acids. The record is from RefSeq and is a predicted model, not a curated record.